Aegilops tauschii subsp. strangulata is the source of this 1230-nucleotide messenger RNA. The record is from RefSeq and is a predicted model, not a curated record. Lineage: Eukaryota; Viridiplantae; Streptophyta; Magnoliopsida; Poales; Poaceae.
AUGGGGGACGGGCCCGGUCAUGCACUCGAGCUCGUGCGCAAGUGGGGUGCCGUCCGUCACGAGCUCUUCCGGGAGGUGGCCAUCAACCUCGGACGCCUCCAGCGUGAGCACGCCAACGCGAAGGCCGAUGCAUCCCUCGCAACCUCGCGCGAGCCCAGCGCCUGGGCCUUGGAGGAGGCCAGGGAGGCAGACCACCACCGCGAGGUCGCCGAGAAGCACAGGCAGGAGAUCCUGGCCCUGAAUGCCUCCCUGGAGCAGCAAGUGGAGGCGCGUAGAGCUGCCUUGGCGUCGAUGAAGGGGGCACCAUCUGAUGAGGAGGAGAUCUUGAGGUGCGAGGAAGCGCUGAUGCUGGAGGCCACGGAGCGCAGCCUCGAGCUUGAGCGGUUGGACACGAGGGAGCGUCAGGUUGCCGAAGCGGAAGAUGCUGCCAGCGCGCGCGAGGUUAGGACCCAGGAGGAAGUUGACCGCAGGGUGGUCGAGGCUCGUGCUGAUCUUGCCAACAGGUACGACCUGAAGCUGAAGCUCGUGGAAGCCGAAGCUAAGGGCAGGACCGCCGCCCUCAGGUCAAGGUUUGCCGAGGCGGAGCAGCGCGAGAAGGCCACAGCAGCUGCCUUGAUCUCCAUGCAGGGCGAGUUGGCCUCCGCCCGUGCCGAGCUGCUCCCGCUGCAGCGGCGAGUUACCAACGCCGAGUCCUUUGCACAACAGAGCAGGGAAGAGGCGCUCCGCCGGCAGACAUUGCAGCGCGAGCACACUCCCAUGCUCUGGGACCUCAGGACGAGGGCCAACCAAGUGUUGGGUGCCAUUUGUGAUGAACACGCCCCUCAUCCCCACGCAGAAGACUAUGCCAACCACCUCCGCUUCUUCACUGAUGUCGUGACACGCCUGGAGAACCGGGCUGGGAGGGCUCGCGAGCUUGUCGAGGAGAAGAGCCAAGGCCUCCUCGGGCACAUGUUUUCCCGCGUUUUCAGCCAUCUCCAGAACAUCAAUCCUUACUUUGACUUUGAUGCCGCCAUCGCCCCGGUGCCCGAGGUCAUCCGGGACAACCUAGCGCGCUGGGUGCACGACAAUGAGGAUGCUCUGGUCAGGGCCUUUGCCUCUGAUGAUGACGCGGUGGUGGUCGUGCCGGAUGAGGGUGGCGUGGUUGAUGAUGGUGAAGAUAGCCCCAGCGACAGCGCCAGCAGCAUGUCUUGGAGUGAUUCGGAAGAUGCGGCGAGCAACAUGUCCGACUGA